UACACUGCAGAUGCAAGUUCACUUAAUUACAACCACAGCAACAGAAGAGAAACCUUGAUUUGUAACCCUCCCUUGAAGCAGGCCGUCUGACACAAUGGUCCCCAGUUCUCUUCCAGCCCAGAAUCUUUAUUGGGAGAUGGCAGGCUCCUAUCCAUUUCUACACGCUCCCAAACCUCCAGGAUUCGGAAAUUCGGGGAAGAGUUUUCUUAUUGACAAUCUGCUGAAGGAUGGGGAUUCACAGGACUCUUCAGCCCCCUGGGUCCCUGUGAGUCCCGUACCAGUUAAACUGUGUCCAACUGCGGAACAAAUCAGCCCCUCAGGAGGUCCAUAUAGUACAAGAUGGGGUUUUCAGCUUGUUAACCCCUCAGACAGACAGUGUGCCCAGUCUCCAAACAGGGAACUGCUCCUGCAGCCUCAACCAGUUUUCUUGAAGAAUGUCUUUCCAAGGGCUCCACAGUUUCUUGUGGCCUGCUGUGGUGGGUCUUGUCCUCUCCCUGCCCCUCCUACUGCUUUUUCAAAAGGCAGCAACAGCUUUGCACGAUGGUCCCAAGAAGUGAAUACCAAGUCAAGGAGAGGGAUUCUAAAAAGAGCUGUCUUUUCAGAGGAACAGAGAAAAGACCUGGAGAAAACCUUUCACAAGCAGAAAUACAUCAGCAAAACAGAUAGAAACAAUCUUGCAGAACACCUUGGACUGAAGGAGUCACAGGUGAAGAUCUGGUUCCAGAACCGAAGGAUGAAGUGGAGAAACUCUAAAGAAAAAGAAACCUUCUGCCAUAAAUCUUGUGAAGAAGAAGAAGAAGAAGAUAAUUUGCUGGAGAGUGAAUUACUCAAUGAAUACACCAUUUGUGCAGCAGCAUUGUCCAUUGCACCAAAGGGAACUCGUUUGCAUUCCAGCAAGGACUCCAGCAAGGAUGUAGCUCUGAAAACAGAACCAUCAGAGAAAGAGUUCUGUUUAUCCCUGCUCAACACCAGGACAUGAACAUCCUACCAUCUGAUUAAAACUGACAGGAAAAAGAAUGUCUUUCUCAAGCACUUGAUUAGAUCAAAAAGGAAACCUAACUAAUAAACAGUUUACACAUGAAGACAGAUUUUACUGUGUUACCUCUCCCUUUUCUUCAGCUUAACAUUUCAAGCAAGCUAUCGUUUCAACAUAAGGAACAGAGCGGUAAUUCACAAUGACGUUAUCUUCUUUUUUAUUCUUUGAGAUGUAAAGCUUUGGGUGUAGCUCUUUACUGACCUCUGCUGGCAGACCUGAAUAAUACUAUUGUAAAGGUUUUUAUUGUGAACAUGGCCCUGAGACCGCAAUAUAUAUUCUUUAGUGUUCAUCUUCGCCUUGUGGGUAAGCCAUUGUGCAAUUAAUCAAUAAAACAAUAACAAUAUAAUAAAAGAGGUGACAGUUCUGUUGAAUGUUACGGACAUUUCAACAAAUCCGUUGAUUACAUUUGAUUUUCAUGGACACUUUUUAUUUUGUUUAUUAUCUGUUCUAGCUUCCAAGUUACCAGAUGUUGUUUGUAUAUAGUAACCUAUUUAUAAAGAAAUAUAAAAGUAUAUCAAUAUCAAACCUGUACCGUAACAUCUUUAAAAGUUUUUCUGAACAUGUUUUACCCCAUUUCAAUUAUAUGAUCGACUUGGAGUUAAUAUUCCCAAAGUGGAGAUCUGAUGUUUGCUGUUAUAGUCAUCGGUUACUAUAUAUUAACUAACUAUUAACAUUUGUUUAUAUGUUAGCUAGCGAGUUGUUAACAGUUAAUAAAGCACGUCCAAUUAGUUCUUCAAAGAAACCCCACGAGUGAAUUUUUAUUUUCAGGUAGGUCACACAAACUGAAACAGUGUUUUUCACCGCAGGCUUCUUUACAUCGCAUUUUUUGAGACCCAACACUGAUUAAAUCAAUAAAACAGAUCCUCUGAAGCAUGGUGCGUCUCACUUUUAUAACAUUAACAUUACAUAUUCUCCUUUCAAUUAAAAACUGGAGUAUGUCUUUGAAAAUAUUCCCCAAUAUUUCUUGAAAAUCUGAGGGGACUGUCAGGCCAUAUCGAAAUAAAUGUAGACUUGUUAGUAAUUGGUAUGCCAUUAUUGUUAG
Messenger RNA from Acipenser ruthenus (sterlet), 2078 nucleotides. Its product is annotated as homeobox protein DBX2-like. The transcript has 4 exons. Gene Ontology annotation, molecular function: DNA-binding transcription factor activity, RNA polymerase II-specific; DNA binding. NCBI's taxonomy places the organism in Eukaryota, Metazoa, Chordata, Actinopteri, Acipenseriformes, Acipenseridae. The coding region runs from base 95 to 979 and encodes 294 amino acids. The record is from RefSeq and is a predicted model, not a curated record. Gene Ontology annotation, biological process: regulation of transcription by RNA polymerase II.